AUGACGUUACAGGAACCUACAGUAGCAGACUUUUUGACUGAAUAUGGUGAAGGGAGUAGGUACAAGUUAGAGAAAGUAAUUGGUAAAGGAAGUUCUGGUGUUGUCUACUCUGCAUAUGAUACUGAUAUCGGCGAGAAAGUAGCAAUCAAAAAAAUAAAUAAUAUAUUCGAACAUGUUUCUGUUGCUGUUAACAUCCUUCGUGAGAUUAAACUUCUUAGGCUCCUUAGUCAUCCAGACAUUGUGGAAAUCAAAAACAUUUUAUUACCACCUUCCAAAAUAGAAUUCCAAGAUAUAUAUGUGGUUUUUGAGCUUAUGGAAUCUGAUCUACACGAAGCUAUUAAAGAAAACAGCGACUUAACACCAGAACAUCAUCAAUUCUUUCUUUAUCAGAUUCUUCGAGGACUGAAAUACAUACACUCAGCAAAUGUCCUUCACAGAGAUCUAAAACCCAAAAAUAUCUUAACUAAUGCUAACUGCCAACUCAAGAUCUGCGACUUUGGUCUUUCAAGGGUUGCAUUCAGUGAUCAACCUAGUGCAACAUUAUGGACGGAUUAUGUUGAAGCAAGAUGGUAUAGGGCUCCUGAACUGCGUGGAUCAUUUUUAAGCAAGUACACACCAGCUAUAGAUAUAUGGAGUAUAGGUUGCAUUUUUGCAGAAAUUUUAACAAGAAAGCCCCUUUUCCAUGGGAAAAAUAUUGUGCAUCAUUUGGACUUAAUGACUGAUCUUUUAGGAACACCAUCACCUGAUACUAUAUCACAGAUAAAAAAUGAAGAGGCAAGGAGAUACUUAAGCAACAUGAAGAAGAAAAUCCCGAUUCCUUUUUCGCAAAUGUUCCCAAAUGCAGAUCCUCUUGGUCUUCGUUUACUAGAAAGAAUGCUUGCAUUUGAGCCUAAGGAUCGGCCUACUGCGGAAGAGGCUCUAUCUGAUCCAUAUUUGAAGAACAUAGCUAACGUUGAGAUGGAGCCUUCUGCUAAGCCCAUUUCAAAGUUGGAAUUUGAGUUUGAAAGAAGAAAAAUUACAAAAGUAGAGAUACGUGAAUUGAUCUAUAGGGAGAUUCUUGAAUACCAUCCAAAUAUGUUGAAAGAGUACUUUGAUGGACCUCAACCAACAAGCUUGAAGAAUCUAAGCAAUAUCAUCCAUUUGCAAUUCAGUUUUAUUGCUAUAAUUAGGUAG
Lactuca sativa (garden lettuce) is the source of this 1173-nucleotide messenger RNA. RefSeq names its product mitogen-activated protein kinase 15. NCBI's taxonomy places the organism in Eukaryota, Viridiplantae, Streptophyta, Magnoliopsida, Asterales, Asteraceae. The record is from RefSeq and is a predicted model, not a curated record. Gene Ontology annotation, biological process: protein phosphorylation. Gene Ontology annotation, molecular function: MAP kinase activity; ATP binding.